Larimichthys crocea (large yellow croaker) is the source of this 5654-nucleotide messenger RNA. RefSeq names its product protein FAM160A1. NCBI's taxonomy places the organism in Eukaryota, Metazoa, Chordata, Actinopteri, Sciaenidae. The transcript has 18 exons. The coding region runs from base 692 to 4096 and encodes 1134 amino acids. The record is from RefSeq and is a predicted model, not a curated record.
ACAAAAUGUUUUCUUUCACUCUUGGAUAGUGGUUGGCCAAAGCCAUGUAUUGUUUUAAAGCACAAUGACAACAGAAACUAUUAAAUCCCCCUGAUCAAAAGUUUACAUAACCUUAUAAUUCGGCCUGAUAACCUGCACCUAACUUGAAACAGUUGGGAUUGAAUGGCUAUUAAAGGUAACGAUCUUCACCUGUGAUCUGUUUGCUUGUAAUUAGUGGGUGUGUAUAAAAGUCAGUGAGUUGCUGGACUCCUGAGAAACUCUUGUAUCCCUCAUGUGGUGCUGUGCUGAUGUCUUGGAUGCAGAAUCAUGGGAAAAGCAAAGCACUUGCCAAAGGAUCUGCGAGAAAAGGUCGUACAACUGUACAGAUCAGGAAAGGAAUAUAAGAAAAUUGCCAAACAGUUGAUAAUGCCUGUCAGCACUGUUCAAACACUGAUUAAGAAAUGGAAAGUAAGAGGAACUGUAGACAUCAAACCACAAAGUUUCCCCCACAACUGCAAGGAGAAUGCAGCGUAUUAGGAACUGGGGACUACAGGCAGCAGGCUCGCUCGUCCAUGUCGUCGCAGCAGCAGACAGGCCACAAGCUGCCCAACGAGCCCAGGGAAAGAGCCUGAUCCUGGGCUAAGAAAGCCAGCUGAUGCCCUCCUUCCAUCAGAGCUGGAACAUGCUAUAGCCACCUGACGAGCCAGCCAAGAUGAUGGCCUCGGUGGUUGUCGGGGGCAUCCGGAAGAGGUCUCUGACGCUGAGAGGGGUGGACCCCGAGACCUGUAUGAUCGUGUUCAAGAACCACUGGGCUCAGGUAGUGAAGAUCCUGGAGAAACACGAGCCGGGUCGCAGCAGCACCGGUGCUCUGAGUUUCCUCUCCGGUCACACUAGCAGCUCUGGAGGAUUACGCCUCGGUCCCAUCCCGGCUGACGAAGCCAGCGCCGUCCAGAACUAUGUGGAACACAUGCUCUUCCUGCUGAUGGAGGAAGAGGCGGGGCAAGGGGGAGCGAUGGGUCCGAUCCUGGAGUUUGUGGUUCUGGAGGGUGUGAUGGAGAGGCUGUUUCUGUGGAGCCUGAGGAGGCAGUUUACUGAAGACAUGAAGCUGGAGCAGCUCAGGAUGUACCAGAUGCUUCUGUCUCAGGCCAGGCAGCCUCUACUGCACCAUAAACCAGUUUUACGCCCGCUCAUGAUGCUGCUGGCCUCCUGCGCUGGACCUGGAACCGACAGCGGUGGUGUGGUGGAGGCGGAGCUGGUUCUCCUGUUGAACCAGCUCUGUGUGGCUCUGGUCAAAGAUCCCUCAGUGCUGGAGCUGUUCUUCCACACCAGUGAGGACCAGGGAGCCGCCAACUUCCUGCUGUUCUCCCUGCUCAUACCGUACACACACAGACAGGGUACGGUUGGUCAGCAGGCCAGAGAUGCUCUGCUGCUCAUCAUGUCCCUGUCGGCCUCCGAUCCUCGAGUCGCCCAGCACAUCGCGGAGAACACGUACUUCUGUCCUGUGCUGGCCACAGGUCUGUCCGGUCUGUACUCGUCCCUUCCAGCCAGGCUGCAGGUUUACAGUGAGGACUGGCACUACCUGGACGAGGACGACUGGCAGCAGGUCCCAGCUCUCGUCCACUUCCUGCACUCACUGGACUUCUGUAGUGCUGUUACCAAGGUCGCUCAUCCCUCCAUCCGGUCUCAGUUGCUGGGUUACAUCUACAACGGCUUCCUGGUGCCUGUAAUGGCUCCAGCUCUGCACAAGUUGACCGUGGAGGAGGUGAUGACCACCACGGCGUACCUGGACCUCUUCCUGCGCUCCAUCCCUGAGCCCACCCUCCUGCAGCCCUUCCUGUCCUUCAUCCUGCUGCACACACAUGACAACGUGCACAUCCUGGACACACUGGUCAGCAGGGUCAACACACCUUUCCAGUUGGGGACGGUGUCUCUGGCUCUGUUCAGGACUCUGAUUGGUCUCUUCUGUGAAGACGUCAUGCUGCAGCUGGUGUUCAGGUAUCUGAUUCCUUGCAGCCACCUGACCAGGAAGCAGCGCUGCUCCUUAAAGCAGAGGGACUGCUACUCCUCCAGCGCUGCCUCAUUCCUGCUCCUCAUGCCCUCCUGGUGCCCUGAGAACCUGGACAACACAAAUGUACACUCAGAGCACCACAUCCACUGGCCCAAAGGAGCAGAUCUGUCAGUAUCAGACAGUGUUGGUUACUGUCGCGGUUCAGACUUUUUGAUGGAUGUAAACUAUCUCCACUACCUCUGGGACGCCCGUCAGGCCAUCUCCACUUCCCACAGGGCAUGUCAGUUCUGGUCAGCUCCGUAUGACGGGAUCAACCCUUCGCCUCAAGAAUACCGAUCUGACACAGCAGGGGAUGACAUAGAAGAAGAGGAGGAGGUCAUAACGCGAGUCAAGAGUGACUCUAUCUGCUCUGUGGCUGACACUCCUCCGCCUUUGGCCGUCUCUCCUACCCCAUCCUCCUCAGACACCAUCUCCACAGGCAACCAGGCAGGACGAGCCAGCUCUGCCCUGGAGCUGGAGUGGGACGACAUUUUUGCAGAGGACGAUCUCUCUUUAUCAGGCAUGCUAGCAAACGGCUGCCCUUCCACUGCCGCACUUCCUCCUCUACCUCCUCGACACAUCCAGGAGAUGCGACGCACCGCGACUAAGCUGGUGCACGGCUCGUAUGUAGAGGAGUCCGAGUUUCAGGACGACGUUCUGGUCUACGAUCUCGUCGCCCAGAAAGACACAAAGGCGGCCAUUUUGGAGCGAAUCAUGGCUGCAAAUCGGCGGGCGAGGGGAAGCAUCUCGAACGGCCAACGAGUGUCGACAGCAGCGACGACAACGAUGACAGCGAUGUUGGCGACAACAGGGAGGACGGUAAUAGAAACAGUUAACAGCAUAAUGUCGACGAGGAGGAUGAGCGAGGAUGGAGGGAUGGAGGAAAGGAGAUGGAGUGAGGAUUAUGGGAAGGAGGUGAGGAGGAGGAGUGAGGACUGUGGAAAGGAGAUGUGGAGAUGGAAGGAGGAAGAUGAGAUAAAGAGGAUGGAUGUACAAGGAGAGCCAAAGAGACGUCCGUUUUUCACCAAUGGUUUCAAUGCCAAGAAUCACAUCAUCCACAAAUGUGAUGACCUUGAUGAAGACAACACACUUACACAAAACUGCAAACUGAGUGACCUCACAACCACUAUCACUAAUCACAUGCACACACGCCACAACGCACAGCAUCCCACGCCAUGUUUAGAGGCUUUACCCAACGGCUAUUCAGAACCUGAGCCACACAACUCUUUGGCCAAGUCUCAGAGUCCACCAGGUGGCAAAGUCACCAACACUGACGACUUCCUGUCUCGAUACCGCAAGCUCAUGCUGUCUUUGGGCGUGGAGCCAGACUGUGACGACAUCGCAGAUGACAUCAGCACAUUCAGGAAGCGGGUCCAAGCGCUGAGGCAAACGCUGGAGGAAGAGGAGGAAGAACUUGGCGGAGAAUUUGUCUUUAGCUCCUUGUGGGAUGACAGCGAGGAGGAAGAUGAAGAGGAAGGAGAGGAGAUGAUGAGCAGCUGUAAGGAAAGCAGCAGAGGGCACGGAGUUCCCUUUACAGGUCCAUUCAUCAGUGUCCUGUUGUCCCGGCUGGAGAACCUUCUGGAAAACUCCAUCGCUGUGAACCUGCUGGUGACGGGCAUCCUGGCACAGCUGGUGUCGUACCCGCAACCUCUGCUGAGAUCCUUCCUGCUCAGCACGGACGACCACAACCAGCCCAACGUACGAACGCUAUACCAGGUGUUGGUGUCCGUGCGUGCUCAGAUAGAGCGCUUCAUGGCGGCCAGACCUGACUAUUCUGCCCUCGUCACUCAGGCCUGGAGGUUCUUGUUAGUGAAGGACCAAGACAGCAAGUUCAGAGAGUGCCUCCAGUCUCAGGACGGCGACCUCAUCCUGGACCCAUCUCUUCCGAAUGGAUCUGUGAAGAACGCCCUGGCUUUGCCUCCUCUUGGCGUCCUGCCGCCCUGCCCUCCCAUUCCCCCGCAAGCCAAGAGCCGAGUGUUCGCCAUCGUGCUGUAUGCCGAGUUCCUGAAGGAGCUGGCCGCCAUCGCCCAGGAGCACAGCAUCGCACCGGACUGCCCUGACGAGGAGUAACCGGAGUAAUGUGUUGGUGAAAACAUGAACAAGGAGCUGCUUAGUGGCCACCAGCAGAAGACCGAAGGCUUCGAAAAGUACAAGCACAAAAUAUGCACACUGAGAGGUAAUGCAACAUAUGAGUCAUUAAUGUGAUAAAAUAUUGUUUUAUACAUAGAUUUGUAUGUACAAUAUGUUGAUAUUCCUGGCAGCACUUGAAUAUUUUGACCUUUUCCCAUGUGAAUGUGGAUAUUUACCAUGUAUGUAGAUGGAAAUGAUUUGAAGAUCACUCUGAAGGUAAAUCCAUGUUUGAUAUAUUUGUGCAAAUCGUUCUACAUGAUGUUUUCUGACAUUUUUGCACAACUAAUUAAUGUGAAAAAAAUUAAAACCAGACCAUAGCUGUGUCUCAAUUUGAAUACUUUAGUUAAUACACUUCUAUGUAGAACUCUGUGUACACUUACUGUACUGUAUUUCCUGCUAUAGUGUGAAUUUUUUAAGAAUUUGAGUACCGGAAAUGACAAUCACGACAUUUUACCGCUCUUCUUCUUGCCAAAUAGCAACCUUGCAGAGCAAAAGCGACAUCUGACUGCCAAAAUAUGAAUCUAAAACACAUGCACAACUUACAUUUCUAGUUACCGCAACCAACUCCAGCUCCGGCAGCUUCCUCUGCCACAAUGCCAGCGGUCCUUCAUCUUCGGCUACGUAGCCAAAAAGUGAAAGAAUUGAGACACAGCUUUAUUGUUGGCAAACUUCCUGCUAAAGCCAUUUUAAAAAUCACAUUCCUUCAAACUCAGGAUGGAAAACUUGCAUCAUAAAUAGAAAUAAAUAAAAACAUUCAUCAACACAAAAAAACACAACAACUGCAAGUUACCUGAUCAAUGUAAUUCAUUUUUUUGUUUUAACAAACCAUUCUCUCCAGAAGUCUCUCCUGCUUUGUGUUAUUUUGUAGAACUGAUGGAGCCUGGUUCCACAUGUCCAGUCACUUGUUUUAAUCAUCGUUGUUAUUUAAAUUUUAAAGAUGAAUCGAAAAGGUUUGGUGAUCGGUGAUCAGUCGUGUCUUCCUGUUUUUCCUGAUGUGUCUUUAUACGCGCAGAAUAAUGACGAAGCCUUAUUAGAGAUUUUAGUGCAAGAACCCGAGACGCAAAAAUGAAACGAAGAUGUAUUUUUAAUGUCUUAUAAGAUCAACUAUCAGAUCUGGAUCUAAUUUGCACUUCUCUCAUUGUGUGUCAUCGCUUUCAGUGUUCAGUGUUUGCUUUUCUUAUAAAUUAAUUUAAUUUUUGUCCUGUUGAAGUUUUUUUUGCCGUCAUGCUUCAAUUCAACAACACAAAUACUGUUUUCAAGAUCCGAACUCUAAAAGGCGUCUUCAUCAUUAAACUGUGUCACCAUGGAGACGUUACAGGAUGCUGGACACUGCCACCUGUUGGUGAACCACAGCUGGGACAUGUUUCCCUUUUUUUUACUGUCUCUUGUCUCCUUUUGGAAAUGAUUUGCCAAAAUGAACGUGAAAAUGAAUAAACUGGUUUUGACAAUCUGAUUUUCAGAAAGUCUGUCAUGCAGAUUUCAUCAUUUCUUUGCUUAU